This is a messenger RNA of Planococcus citri (citrus mealybug), 1482 nucleotides long. RefSeq lists its product as uncharacterized. The transcript is spliced from 3 exons. The record is from RefSeq and is a predicted model, not a curated record. Lineage: Eukaryota; Metazoa; Arthropoda; Insecta; Hemiptera; Pseudococcidae. The coding region runs from base 19 to 981 and encodes 320 amino acids.
CGUACAUGAGGACUUCUAAUGAUACCUAGUACUAUGAAGACAAGAGGAAGAGUCGUCAUCUUCAAUAUAUAUGUAAUUUCAUUGACUUGGUUUGAAAAUUUUUCAAAAAUGCACACGUUAGCAUUUUUGAUAUUAUGGUUUACGUUACAACCCAUAUCCAUUAACACGGUGGAAUACAACGAACAAUUCCGAUGGAAUGGGUACCCGAACAUUGGCGUUGUUAGAGGAAAUAUUCGAUCCGACGAAUGUCAAGAUUACGGAUUGGACAAUCAGGAUAUCAACAUACAAUUUCAUUCUCACUUGAACAUAUCAGAGGCAAGGGCCAGCGACGAAUGUUGUAAGGAUAAGAAGAAUGAAACGGAACAAUCACACGGAGUUUUGAGAAAAGCACAAAUAAUUCCACUAUGGUAUUUUGACUCGGAUUCGGAUAAGCGUGAUUCUUGUAUGGGCACGAAUGUCAUAUUGGUUUGGAAAAGUAUUGCCGAUGAACAACUGAGAAAUGUUGAUAGUUUCAUUGCUUCAGUGAUUAGUUGUCUGGAAGAUUAUGACCGAACAGAUCAGUCUGUUACCUUUGGAGUGCAUGACGAAUAUGAACUAGUCAACCACACAUUAAAUGCUGAAUAUCAGCAAAUUCCAAUCCCAAAAAUAAUAUAUCGGGUGGUCCGAGGAUCGUGGCUUUCUAGUACGUAUGCUGCUGUCAUUAUAAUUCACAAUGAACCAGCCUAUGUGCCAGACAGUGAUAAGUUAUGUGACGAUGAUGAGAUGCUGUCGGGCUGGUAUAAGAUCACAAACGAUGAUCCAGAAAGCGGAUUAACAUAUGUAUGCCAGCUAACAGGAGAACUUGACAGUAUAUUAAGUAUUGGUGAAAGUUGGUCAUCGCCAUUACAACUGGAUGCAAUUCCUUACUCUGAGCAUCCUGAAUGGGAUUACACCUAUCCCAUAGAAGACCAUGAUAUUACUGAUCAGCUUUAUAUAAUUUAAAAGGGAUUUAAAUACAAAAUGAGAUUUAAACAGCAUGAUUGAAAAAAAAAACAACAAUUUUUUGCAAAAAGCCCACCAAAUUAGAACAGUUUUUCUUCACUGAGUAUAGAGUUACAACCUCAAUAAUUACCUACCUAUACGUAAGUCUUUUUCGAGAAAUACUAGAAUAACGAGAACCAUCUCGUACGUAUUUUUAUUGCAUGAAAUAGAAACAUCUGAAACAAUUAUCAUUCCAUGAUUCCACAUGAUUCAAAUCCAUAAAUGCAUAAUUUCAUUGAAUUUUGAGGUCAGAAUUACGUUUUAGUUUAAGUACAUGAAUUCCUUAUGAUUUUAUGUAUGUAGGUACCUACCUACCUACUCUUAUUUUUAAAAAGUUAUUUGAUAAAAGAGUAAAUAACAUCGUGUGUACCUAAUUCUGUCAUAGUAUAAUUGUUGUAUAAUCACGUGGUUUGGUUUUUCAUUUUAGAUCCAAUUCCAAAGGAAUAAAUUGUAUAAAUAAAU